CAACUUUGAAGUAAGAAGUGACAAUUUAUCUGGAUCAAUAAGUAACUUUCUUCGAACGAAAAACCGACAAAUAUCAAUCUAAAAUGAUUAUAUUUAAAUUUACCUUUUUAUUGUGUUUCGAUACGGAUUCGGAAAACUUCAAUGAUAAGAAAAAUAAGGUGAAUUUAGAAAAGAAAGAAACAAUUACUGAGGACGAUGAGAAGAAAGCAUAUGAACUCAGAACUGGAGAAUUAUUGACUUGCUUAAGGAUUGAGUAUGAAUUAUUACCGAAAAAAUUGAAAUACUAUAUUGACAUUACAUGCUGGAGGAAUUUAGCUAAGGUAUCCACUUCUGAUGCUUUUCAUUAUUAUAAAACACUGGAAUCUGGAGAGUGUCUUUGGAUUCCGAUAACCAUUCAUCAUUUCGUAAAAGAAAUAUCAGAAGAAGAGUUGGUAAAUCUUCACUCUCACACGAUCACUUUCAAUAUAAUGACAACUAAAAAAGACGUAACAUCAAAAGUUUCAUGUCUCUAUUGCUGGAAAGAUGAGGUAGAAAAGGAAAAAUGCGUGGAAUAUUUUGAAGCAGAUCCUAAUAAAUCAGAGAACAAUCAUGAAAAAAUCGAUGAAACGACAGAAUUCAUGCAAAUGUCAAACAAAUGUAAUACAUCUGAAGGAAUAGCUUCCUGGUUGAAGUUUAGAGGUAAAACGCAUUGUUACAUGGUGUACGAUACGAUAUCAUCUGUAGAGAAAGGCUAUGAUAUAAAAUAUAAAGAAUUCAUACCACCAUCUGAACUAUCCAUGGAAACAAAAGAAGAAGGUAAAACUAAGUCGAAGAAACAAGAAGAAAAGAAAAGAGAUCCAUACUUUGUAGUUCCCGGCGAAGUAUUUUUCGCAGAUCCAAAACGUGCAAUUUAUAAACUUAGAGAGCCAAAUAGUGUUUUGAAAUUAGGAUAUGCCUUUUUAACUGUGAAAAAUUUGAUGACAAGAGAACAAAAAGCAUCCCUAAGUCCUUUCAUAGUCAAAAUAAAAAAGUUAGAUUGUAUUCCAGUGGAAUUGUUGAAGGAACACGGGUAUAAGGAAUUAUUCAUCUCUUAUGAUAUCCCUUGCUUGGCAAAAUAUGAUUCACCACCAAAACCCACUAGUCGAACUAUUCAUUUCAAUGAAAGCAAUGCCUUUUUCACGAAAGACCUUCCAAAGUAUAAGUACCUACAAUUCAUAAGAACGGAAAGAGUAAGAGUACAUAUAAAUGGAAUUCGUGAAGAACAGAGUGAAAUAGAACCCGCCUUGUUUGGUACAAGGAGAGAAGAUGAGAAUUUCAGCAAAAUUUUGCAGCCAAGGCAAGCCUUCCACUAUUUUCGCAAGAAGGAGAACCUCUCCAAAAUUCAACUAUUGGCGAUAGCAACGUACGAUUUGAGCUCUCUCUUGAAAAACGUAUGGACUUUCAGACAAGAGGCUCCAUGUUAUCACCCUGAUAAUCUUCUGCACGGCAUAACAGAACGAGGUUCAAUUAAAUUAGUUGAUAUAAUUACGAUACCUGAGAUUAAUCUGGCUGAUAUCGACAAAGAAAAGAGCACCAGCCCAUUAUUUAACGGUAUAUUAGCUUCCGAACUAACAACUCUCGAAAUGGAGUUCUGCUUCCUCGAACCUCAGGUUGGCAUACACCAUGCGCCGAACAUAAGAACCUAUAAGCGUUUUUUCAUCACGUUUUACGACUCGAUAUUGGCUCAGCAACUUUUGGCAUCCAUUUUGCAGCAUAACCAAAACCUUAUCGGUAUUGGCGCUGUGCUGGUCGAUCCAGUACAUUUUUCAGAGGAAAAAGUUAAGAUUGAACUUCGUAAGCGCAGACUUUCUGAUAAGCGACAAGUAUCUGACGAAUCCCUGAAGAAUGAACUCAAAGGCAUGCUUCAAGAUAGCGAUGACGUGAUCACUGGUUUUUCCAUCGACAAUGGCAAAGAAGUGCACAUUUUCGUUGAAGGCAUCUCAUACGGUUACAUCUUGGAGGUAUGGAAUAAAAUACACAAAGUGAAUACAUUCACGGCGAAAGUUUUCUUGAACUCUGAAACAGAAUUCGAAAAAAGGAUGUAUCAGAAUUUUAUGGUGGUUGGUAUUUAUCCGAUCACACUGAAGAUGUCUCUGGAGAAAAUAUUUCAGAAUCAAGAUAUCUAUGUCCAAGGAAUGAUCCCAAUACCUUGCUUCAAGGCUCUGAUGAAACUUAGUUUACUCCUGAAAACAGAAACUCUGGGCGAAAUGCUACAACAAGAAUUGUUUCCCUCUAGUAAUGAACUCGUCAGCUUAAAUUUCGAAUUUGGAGUACCACUGAGAUAUUGCGAUAAAUGUUUAUAACAACAUUGCUACUUGAAGAGGUUUUUAAAGAAAAUUAUAUUUUACCAUGGCCCACCACAACA
Messenger RNA from Harmonia axyridis, 2383 nucleotides. RefSeq lists its product as uncharacterized. The record is from RefSeq and is a predicted model, not a curated record. The transcript is spliced from 9 exons. The coding region runs from base 84 to 2321 and encodes 745 amino acids. NCBI's taxonomy places the organism in Eukaryota, Metazoa, Arthropoda, Insecta, Coleoptera, Coccinellidae.